AGAACACAGGGGUAAACCCUUUCCAUCCUCUGCAAUGAUGACUUCACUCAAGUGCCUCCAGAGAAAUCACAUGAUGAAGAAGUGUUUGUCUCUCAGACACUGAAGAGUUCUUUCCUACUCAGGUUAAAAUGGAAGCACCUGACCACAAUUCCAAUUAUAUUGAUGAAGGAAUUUCUGGAAUUUCUGCACCUGAAACUCCUAACAACGAUGUCGGAAGUCAUCAUGGGGAGAAAGAAGGAAACAAUUUUAUGGAUGGUACUGGCUGUGAUGAUGGAAUUUCUGCUCUGGCAUCCAGAAGUCUUUAUGAUGACUCGAUGGUCCUUGAGCCUUUGGAAACAGUAACAAAUGUGAAGAUUGAUGUCAGGAUACCUAACAAAUCUACUGGUCCCUGUCUGUUGAACACAGAAGGAAAGAGCUCAGAAGGAAAAGAAUUUAGUUGUGAUAAGGUCACUAAAGACGAUCAGGAGAUUAGAAACGCUAUACGAGCAGCAGAACUUAGGCUACGAGCUACAGAGAGCCCAGUCAGAAGGGAGCUGUUUCAUUCUAGCAUUCAAUCUUCAAGUGGUUUGUCACAUUCUGAUGAAGAAGUUAUAUGUCUGUCAGACACCGAAGAGUUCUUUCCUACUCAGAUUAAAAUGGAAUCACCUGACCACAAUUCCGAUUAUUUUGAUGAAGGAAUUUCUGCACCUGAAACUCCUAACUACAAUGUCGGCAGUCAUCAUGGGGAGAAAGAAGGAAAAAAUUUUUAUGGAAUUUCUUCUCUGGGGCCUGGCAAUCCUCAUAAUGAUUCUGUGGACCACGAGGGUUCUGAAAUGCGAAUGAGCUUGAACGUUGCCAAAAAACAGCCAAAUAAAUCUAUUGGUGAGAUUCAUUUCAAGUAG
Molecule: messenger RNA, 881 nt
Organism: Thrips palmi
Lineage: Eukaryota; Metazoa; Arthropoda; Insecta; Thysanoptera; Thripidae
Exons: 6
Coding region: 129-881 (250 amino acids)
Source: RefSeq, a predicted model, not a curated record